ACAAUCGCUCCCACAAUCUGCGAGUAUCUUGUCUGUUUCGCUGUCAUUUGGGGUCCAUUCUUGCAAGCCUUCGGAGUACCGGUGGCCGAUUUUGCGAGAUGUGGCCCAGUAAUCAUCUCACAGUAUCCCGUUGCUGAAGCUUUUCUUGUAAUUUUCAUGUUCAAGAACUAUCGUCGUCGUUUCCUUCGUUCUUUGGCCUGUAUUCGAUAUGUGCCAGAUAUGCCGCCUCUCAAUGGAAUG
Molecule: messenger RNA, 240 nt
Organism: Mesorhabditis belari
Lineage: Eukaryota; Metazoa; Nematoda; Chromadorea; Rhabditida; Rhabditidae
Source: the annotation of a GenBank genome assembly